Molecule: messenger RNA, 1430 nt
Organism: Sinocyclocheilus rhinocerous
Lineage: Eukaryota; Metazoa; Chordata; Actinopteri; Cypriniformes; Cyprinidae
Gene: zbtb24
Product: zinc finger and BTB domain containing 24
Exons: 7
Coding region: 90-1430 (446 amino acids)
Biological process (GO): regulation of transcription by RNA polymerase II
Cellular component (GO): nucleus
Molecular function (GO): protein binding; DNA-binding transcription factor activity, RNA polymerase II-specific
Source: RefSeq, a predicted model, not a curated record
AGAUAUGCCAGUCUGAAACGGUUCCUUUAAGAAGACGAAAAACUCAGAGGUUUGGAACAACUUGGAUUCAUGCUCACUGUAACAGCAUCAUGUCUCAACCACCAGCCUCAUCUGUUCUCGCCCUGCAUUCAAAAACACACAAGGACACAAUCCUGCAUGAAUUUGACAAGCUCAGAAGAAGGGAACUGCUCUGUGACAUAACCCUCAUCGUAGAAGACGUGCACUUCAAGGCACACAAGGCUCUUUUGGCAGCGAGCAGUGAGUAUUUCUCAUUAAUGUUCACCGCUGAAGAUCAGGUAAGCCAGUCGGUGUACAAGCUGGAUGGCAUGGCUGCGAAAACCUUCUCGGCCGUGCUCGAGUUUAUCUACAGCGCAAAUGUGUCUGUGGACGAGAGCAGCUCUGAGCAGCUGCUUGACAUGGCGCGGUUUCUGGACAUCCGAGAUUUGCUCAAAGCCCACGAGGACCUUCAAAAGGACAGUUCAACGGCUGAAAAUGUGAUGUCUGCCGAGGGAGACAGUGUUGAUGAAUGCAUACAGACAAAGCGUAAAAGAGGGCGGCCGAAAAAGAGCCUUCACACUCAGGAUUCAAGCCAAAAAGAGGAUCCAGACACUGGUUUACCAGCACAAAGUACCUCUGAGUCCACAGAACCCCUCUUAGAUCCCACUUCCCCACCGAGAGACUUCAGCGACAGCGACUAUAACCCCAGAGAGGACAGACCUCGUCACAGCAAGCGCAAAAUAAAGCGGCCUGUCAAGCUGAAGGGAUACAGGUUAGGAGACGAGCUCUUGGAGCGCAAGGAGCCGGGGAAGAGAGGACGCAAGAGGAAGUACCCAGACACAGAGGCCAGGUGUGACCAGUGUGGGAAGGUUUUUAAAAACCAUCUGUUUCUGAAGAUACAUCAACGCACUCACACAGGUGAAAAACCAUUCAGAUGCAGUGUUUGUGGGAAGGGUUUCACCCAGAAACACACUCUUUUGGUUCAUCAGCGCAUGCACACGGGAGAAAAGCCCUUCAUCUGCACCAUAUGUUCCAAAGCGCUGUCCACGAAACACUCGCUACUGGAGCACAUGAACCUACACGCAGAGAAUAAAUCUUUCAGUUGUGACAAGUGUGGGAAAAGCUUCAGUCAGAAGCGGCAGCUGAAAAGUCAUUACCGUGUUCACACAGGAAAAGCAUUACCUGAGUGUGCACAAUGCCAUCAUAAAUUUAUGGAUGCAGCUCAACUGAAGAAGCACCUGAGAACUCAUACUGGUGAGAAGCCGUUCACAUGUGAGAUCUGUGGGAAGUGUUUCACAGCCAAGAGCACACUACAGACACACAUCAUGAUACACAGAGGAGAGAAGCCAUACGUCUGCAACAUCUGCGAUAAGACCUUCUCUGACCCCAGUGCCAGGAGGCGUCAUGUGGCAUCAAUGAUGUUUAUACCAUAG